Messenger RNA from Fundulus heteroclitus (mummichog), 2673 nucleotides. It is a transcript of the gene rragca, whose product is annotated as Ras-related GTP binding Ca. Bases 204 to 1352 code for a protein of 382 amino acids. Lineage: Eukaryota; Metazoa; Chordata; Actinopteri; Cyprinodontiformes; Fundulidae. Gene Ontology annotation, biological process: cellular response to amino acid stimulus; regulation of autophagy; positive regulation of TOR signaling. Gene Ontology annotation, molecular function: GTP binding; GTPase activity. Gene Ontology annotation, cellular component: lysosome; Gtr1-Gtr2 GTPase complex; nucleus. The record is from RefSeq and is a predicted model, not a curated record. The transcript is spliced from 7 exons.
UUUUUUUUCUUCUUCUUCAGCUGAGAGGAAAUCCUAAGGAAAUGUGUGGGAUCAUCAUGCACUGUGUUUUCAAGAGGCUGAUACGAUAUUGACUGAUUAUUUUCAUAACCUGACGGGUUUAUGGUGUCGGAUAACACGCCGAGCUUCGUUUAGACACGUUUAGAGUGGCGGCAAACGGCGGAAGCGACCGUUGUUAGGUCAAAAUGUCGAUUCCGUACGAGGUGGAACAGCUGGCUGACAGCUACGGGGUUUCGGACUCGUUCCCCAAAGAUUUCGGCUAUGGUGAAGAGGAGCCCGACAUCGAGGACAGCUCGUCCCCGUCAGACAGCAAACCAAGGAUCCUGCUCAUGGGUCUGAGGCGAAGCGGUAAAUCAUCCAUACAGAAGGUGGUGUUCCACAAAAUGUCCCCCAACGAGACGUUGUUUCUGGAGAGCACCAACAAGAUCUACAAGGACGACAUCUCCAGCAGCUCCUUCGUUAACUUCCAGAUCUGGGACUUCCCCGGCCAGGUGGACUUUCUCGACCCCACCUUUGACUACGAGAUGAUCUUCAGAGGAACCGGAGCGCUGAUUUUUGUAAUCGACGCUCAGGAUGACUACAUGGAGGCUCUGGGACGGCUCCAUCUCACCGUGUCGCGGGCCUACAGGGUCAACCCGGAGAUCAACUUUGAGGUGUUCAUCCACAAAGUGGACGGCCUCUCGGACGAUCACAAGAUCGAAACGCAGAGAGACAUCCAUCAGAGGGCCAACGACGAUCUGGCAGAUGCGAGUUUAGAGAAGCUACAUCUCAGCUUCUAUCUGACAAGCAUUUACGACCACUCCAUCUUUGAGGCCUUCAGCAAAGUAGUGCAGAAGCUCAUCCCCCAGCUGCCCACCCUGGAGAACCUCCUAAAUAUCUUCAUUUCUAAUUCAGGGAUUGAGAAGGCCUUUCUGUUUGACGUGGUCAGUAAGAUCUACAUCGCUACGGACAGCUCUCCUGUAGAUAUGCAGUCCUACGAACUGUGCUGUGAUAUGAUCGAUGUGGUCAUUGAUGUCUCCUGUAUAUACGGUCUUAGAGAGGAUGGCAGCGGCAGCGCCUACGACAAGGAGUCCAUGGCGAUCAUCAAGCUGAACAACACAACUGUGCUGUACCUUAAGGAGGUCACAAAGUUCCUGGCUCUGGUCUGCAUCCUGAGAGAGGAGAGCUUCGAGCGUAAAGGACUAAUAGACUACAACUUCCACUGUUUCCGGAAGGCCAUCCACGAAGUGUUUGAGGUGGGGGUCUCUGCCCAGCGUCCUUUGGGCUCGCAGGCGGUGGGCUCGCCCUGCAACAAGGCGGUCGCGCUGAACGGCACGCCGCGCAACACGGUGUAAACACUGGCGGGAGAUUAACAAGCAACAAAUAAAAACACGAGAAACGGAAGUAGAAGGAAGGAAAGACGGGGAUACGACACAUGGGGCUCACCAGCGCUCCAGUCACAUCCCCCUUGCUCCCCGCACCUAAAGCACUGAUAGACGCCUGGACCGAGGAAGCAGCAGUGAAGCACAGACAGGGGGAGGGGAGGGGGGGGGAGGAAUUUGGGCAUCUGUUUUUAGGUGAAUGUAAGGCACGGUGUUGGCUGCGUCGAGGUUGGAGAAACUGCACCUGGGCAGGAACAGGUUCAGCAUCUUUCCUCUGCUUUCCUGAGGCUGCAUUACUUAGCUGCUGGUUCUUUUUUAUGUGGACGACUGGAGGAAGAGAAAUAACACAAAACCGACACCGUCUGACCUCUGCUGGACAAACUGUGACGUUUCGGGCCCCCCCCAUACCCCCACCCACCCGCGCGGGGGACCAACCCGACCACGUCCGCGCCGAAAAAAGACGACGGACGCGACCCGCGAGCCCUAACCGUAACCCAGACACGCUCAGAGAUGGCCUUAGGUAGACGGAGCUUGACGGCGGCGCAAGCUUCCUCCUACCGACACUCCCCGACACCUCACCUCAGCCGAACCUAAUGCUGCCCAAAACUUGCUUUUUGGUUUCACUUGUGAAGGGAAACGGGUGUUGUGAGCAGACUGAGAAGGGAUUGUGCUGUCCAUCCAUCCAUCCAUCCAUCCAUCCAUCUAUCCAUGUUGUUGUGAGAGAGUGGCUGUCUGUGUGUGAGUGUUUGAAUUUCAGGAAAAUCUUUUGGUUUAAUCCCUUUCUGGGCUUCUCGGAGUGAAGGGUCUUUUACACACAAUGUUUACAUCCUUCACCUCCAUAACAGCAGCUCAGCAUAAUUAAACGCGUUUCAGCCAGUUAAAGUAAUCUUCUUUUUUUUUUUUUUUUUGUUAUGCUUUGUUGAAGACUUACCGUUUUUAUAUGGUUUGUGAUUGUAAUGAAAAUAAAGUUUGGCUUUUGUUAAAGUACUGCCCCCCUAAAAAAAAAAACUUUUUAAAAUACAGCAUAAUUAAGACGUACUAUAAUAUAAUCUGGUCAACAAUUUCAAUGUGUCUCAACCAAUAUUUUCGAACACAUGCCCGGCUUUAUCGAUCCAUGUUCUGUGUUUUAAUUCUGAUCAGGAGGGUUCACAAGGAUGAGUUCCCAUUCCAAGCAUGUGUUCGUCGGUGUGUUGUUAACUUGUAUUGUUCUCAGCCGUAACACUGCUCAUUGUAAUCCAAGGUGAAAAUAAAAAUGAUCCAAGAAAAAUAAAAUAUGUGUAUAUAUAUAUCUAAA